Molecule: messenger RNA, 933 nt
Organism: Dama dama (fallow deer)
Lineage: Eukaryota; Metazoa; Chordata; Mammalia; Artiodactyla; Cervidae
Product: keratin-associated protein 9-9-like
Exons: 4
Coding region: 1-933 (310 amino acids)
Cellular component (GO): keratin filament
Source: RefSeq, a predicted model, not a curated record
AUGGCCCACUCAUGCUGCUCCCCCAAACCCUGCUGUCAGCCCACCUGCUGUGAGACCAUCUGCUGCCAGCCCUCCUGCCCCCCAACUUGCUAUCAAACUAGUGAAACCACCUGCUGUAGGACCACCUGCUGCAAGCCUGCUUGUGUGACCACCUGCUGUCAGCCCACCUGCUCCCAAGAAUGUGGAUCCAGCUGCUGCCAGCCUUGCACAGCCCCUGUUUGCUGUCAGACCACCUGCUGUCGCCCUAGCUGUAGAAGUCCACACUCCACCACUGACAAAAUGACUCACUCCUGCUGCUCCCCGUGCUGUCAGCCCACCUGCUGUGAGGCCAGCUGCUGUCGGCCUUGCUGCCCCCCAACUUGCUAUCAGACUAGUGAAAACACCUGCUGUAGGACCACCUGCUGCAAACCCACCUGUGUGACCACCUGCUGUCAGCCCACCUGCGGUGGGUCCAGCUGCUGCCAGCCUUGCUGUCGCCCUGCCUGCUGUCAGACCACCUGCUGCAGGACCACCUGCCUCAAGCCUAUUAGUGUGACCACCUGCUGCCAGCCCACCUGCUGUGAGGCCAGCUGCUGCCAGCCCUCCUGCCCCCAAACUUGCUGUCAAACCACUGAAACCACCUGCUGCAAACCUACUUGUGUGACCACCUGCUGCCAGCCCACCUGCUGUGGAUCCAGCAGCUGUGGACAAACCUGCAGUGGGUCCAGGUGCUCUCAGCCUUGCUGCCAGCCAGCUUCCUGUGCACCCGUGUACUGCCACAGAACCUGCUACCACCCCACGUGCUUCUGCCUGCCUGGGUGCCUAGACCAGAGCUGUGGAUCCAGCUGCUGCCAGCCUUGCAGCCAUCCUGUCUGCUGUCAGACCACCUGCUGCAGGACUACCUGCUGCCGCCCUAGCUGUGUGUCCAGCUGCUGCCAGCCUUCCUGCUGCUGA